Molecule: messenger RNA, 848 nt
Organism: Drosophila takahashii
Lineage: Eukaryota; Metazoa; Arthropoda; Insecta; Diptera; Drosophilidae
Product: zinc finger protein 830
Biological process (GO): nuclear DNA replication; mitotic DNA replication checkpoint signaling; mitotic DNA damage checkpoint signaling
Cellular component (GO): nucleus; spliceosomal complex
Molecular function (GO): nucleic acid binding; zinc ion binding
Source: RefSeq, a predicted model, not a curated record
GAAUAAAACAAAAAUUAAAUAUAAUAUCAACAUGAAUAAUGGAAGUAAUAAACGCCUCCAAAAGAAACUGAGCGUUUCUAAGAAGCCAGAUGUCAAAGUGGAUUCACCCCUGGCAAAGUAUGACUCCUCAGGAACCUUGACCUGUAUAAUUUGCAGGAUUCCCAUCAAACCCAGCGUGUGGAAGGUGCACAUCAACUCGAAGCAACACAAACAGAAUGUGGAUCAGGCCAAGCAGAAUAAGAUAGAAAAGCCGGUUACUACUAGAGUUUUCAAGGAACCAUCAGUGCCCUCUUCUGUAUCUGUUCCUACCAUCCCAACAUCCACAUCUCAUCCGGAUAAAACUCCACAGACCAGCAGCCAGGAAAAGAAUCCUGCCAUUAUUCCGGAGAAAACCCCUCAACCAAAUGCGAGCAACAAGACUGCAACCGAAUCUGCUUCCGAAAAACUACCAGAAAAGUUCUUCGACGAGGACAAGACCAGUAAAACCGAAGCAGCCCGUCUGCAGGACGAAGAAUGGCAGCGAUUCCAGCAGGAGAUCAAGAGAGCCGAAACGGUGUCCAGUGUUAUUGUGGCCGACGAGCAGGAGGACAUCAAUCUCAAGCGGCACAUCAAGGAAAUCGACGAGCAAAUCGAUAACUGGAAGAGAUUCAUUAAAAUCAACGAUCAGAAGACGUUGCUCUUGAAUAAAAAGCGAAGAGUUAACCCCAAAGUAGAAGUAGAUCCUGAAUUGAGUUCAGGAAGCGAGGAAGACGAAAGUAUAGAUGAUUUGUUCGACUGGAGAACGAAAAACUUGCAUAGAUAGAAAACGUAUUGCAUUAAAAUGUUGCUGUUAAAACACACUCAAAAUU